Molecule: messenger RNA, 5233 nt
Organism: Crotalus tigris (Tiger rattlesnake)
Lineage: Eukaryota; Metazoa; Chordata; Lepidosauria; Squamata; Viperidae
Gene: DNAJB4
Product: DnaJ heat shock protein family (Hsp40) member B4
Exons: 5
Coding region: 772-1791 (339 amino acids)
Cellular component (GO): cytosol
Molecular function (GO): protein-folding chaperone binding
Source: RefSeq, a predicted model, not a curated record
CUUAGGACGGGUAAAUCGGAGGGAAUGUCUUUAAUUGAGCCUUUGAUUCUCGAAGGCAUAGAAAAAGCAACGGGGUUUGAUUACCGAUGGGGUGCGCUGAGGCGAAGGAAAACUCUCCAAAUGUCGCCUAUCCGCUUCGGGUGAAAAGCAUAUAUAAAGACAAGUUACGUAUCUCAUAAAGGCUUUUUCUAAAAUGAUAUGACAAGUUUGCCACCUGCCGUUCAAAAUAAGGCGCUUCUAUACACAAGCAUUCUCUCCUUAAUGUACGUAGAGUAAUAAAAGCAAUGAAGUCGGUGGCCAAGCGAGGGUUAAAAAUUUGGUGCGAAUGUUGCUGUGCAGUGUUGAGAACAUGAAUUAAGCUUUAUGAUUUAAAUUAAUAAAUUAAAACUGAGCGUUAAUAAAAUAAUAAAAGAUGGAGAGUGGUCGAUGUGCGAAAAUCCACGGAUGAAGGUUUUGGCAAACAAAUAUUUAUGGAAGGAGAAUCUGAAAAUUUUAACGGACAUGCAAUGUUGAUAGAUUAUAGGAAGAGGAGCCUAGGAGGAAGGGGAAUGGCAUGAAAUGGAUUGUAUUGAAAAGGAGCAGCCUACAUCAAAAUAUUUUAUUAUAUGACCUACUUCAUUGCAAAAGAACUUGUAAAAAAGUCUGCGUAAUGAGGAAGAAAGACAAAUGGAAAGACAAAUUGUCUUUAAACAGAAAUAAACUGCAUGGAACAUUGCAUAGCUGAGAUAGAGAACUCAUAAACAAAAGAAAGCAUACUUUUUAAACACUGAAAUGGGAAAGGAUUACUAUUCUGUUCUUGGAAUUGAAAAAGGAGCAUCUGAUGAAGACAUCAAGAAAGCAUACCGAAAACAAGCCCUUAAAUGGCAUCCAGACAAGAAUAAAUCUUCCCAUGCAGAAGAAAAAUUCAAAGAGAUUGCAGAAGCCUAUGAGGUAUUGAGUGAUCCCAAAAAAAGAGAAAUUUAUGAUCAAUUUGGAGAAGAAGGUUUGAAAGGAGGGGUUGGUGGACCGGAUGGUCAAGGAGGUACUUUCCGUUAUUCUUUUCAUGGAGACCCACAUGCUACAUUUGCAGCAUUUUUUGGUGGCGCAAACCCUUUUGAAAUGUUCUUUGGCAGAAGGAUGGCUAGUGGCAGGGACACUGAAGAUAUGGAAGUGGAUGGUGAUCCAUUUGGUUCCUUUUCUACUUUUAAUGUGAAUGGAUUUCCAAGAGAAAGAAACACAGUUGGUAAUCAACCCCGUCGUAAACAAGAUCCUCCUGUUAUUCAUGAACUGAAAGUAUCAUUGGAAGAGAUUUAUCAGGGCUGCACGAAAAGAAUGAGAAUUUCCCGAAAAAGGCUCAAUCCAGAUGGUAGAAGUGUCAGAACAGAAGAUAAAAUCCUUACAAUUGAUAUUAAGAGAGGAUGGAAGGAAGGUACCAAAAUCACAUUCCCCAAAGAGAGCGAUGAAACACCCAACAACAUCCCAGCUGAUAUUGUAUUUGUUAUUAAAGAUAAAUUACAUCCUCAUUUCAAGAGAGAUGGUUCAAAUAUAAUCUACCCUGUCAAGAUUAGUUUACGGGAGGCUUUAUGUGGCACCUCAAUCAAUGUACCAACUAUAGAAGGCCGAACAAUACCUAUGACAGUAAAUGAAGUUGUAAAGCCUGGAAUGAGAAGGAGAAUUAUAGGAUAUGGUUUACCAUUUCCUAAAAAUCAUGAGCAACGAGGUGACUUAAUUAUAGAAUUUGAAGUAAUUUUCCCAGAUAAUAUAGCUCCAGCCUCAAAAGAAGUACUCAGGAGAAAUCUUCCUGUAUCAUAAAGAACCUAUCAGUGAACUGUUCCGAAUAGACAUUGAACAUCAAGGACUUUCAGGUUUAUGCUGUAAAAGUUCAGUCUAUAACUGUUGAACUUUUCUUUUGUGUGUGCAGGUAGGGAAGUGAAUUAUGCAGUGUUGCAUGAGAAUUGGAGUACAAAAUACAAAGACUUGCAACCAAGUAUAAGGCUAUUACUACUUACCGUUUGUUGGAUCUUCCUUUACAAAACACUUUAUCCAGUAUUUUGUGUCCAUGUAAUCAUGGGUAAAAAGGGAACACCUCUGUCCGUGUAUUUCUAAUAAAGUGCAUAAUUUGCUAUGCACUUUAAUUCAGAUAAUCCCGAUUAUCUCUGUGAGUUAAAAUAUCACAGUAUUAGAGUUCAUUAUAUGAAUCUAUGUAACAUUUGCAAUAUUUAUUUUAUAUAUAUACUCUUAAGCUGCAUUACCUUCUGCACAGCAGCAGGCAAGUAACAUCACUUAAAAUGUUUAUGAGCUCAAAGAAAAGGUGGGUCUUACAUUAUUGUACCAGUCUGUGAAUUCCUUUAGUCCAUAUUCUGGUAGUAGACAUAGCAACCGAAUAGAAAAUAAAAUUUGAUGGCCUACUGUUUUUGGCCUAAUAGAUUUCCAGAUAGAAAUUGUUGUGAAAAUGCAUUAAUGCUCUCUGGAACUUAUAUUUUAUGAAGCGGCAUACUUAUAAGCAUCAUCUGAUUAAUUAGCCUAAUUCAGUAACGAUUGCAAUCUUUCUCAAGUUUAGUAUGAAUACUUGAAAUUCAGACAAACUGAAAUUUUUAUGAAUAUGUAGUGAAUUAUUUGAAGAAAAAGUAAUGAAACUUUAUUUUUGAAAAGAAGUACAUAUCCAGCUAAUAUCCUUGGGCAGCAGAUGAACAGUAUUAAAAUUAAGGCAACACUACUUGUCUUGUAAUAUGGUCAAAUGGAAAUAUUCAUGAAAUUAUUUAUCUUGUUUACAAUAAAACUUAAUUUUAUUCAGUCAAAGUGUGCUAGAAAGCACCCUUAAGUGACAAGCUGUUUAACAAUUAUGUAAAAAGUUAAUGAUACCAGUUUUCUAAAACUAGCAUAUUAAAAUCCAAAAUAGUUGCAGUAAUUGAUAGUGGGAGGACACGCUUUAAAAACGACUCCUGAGUGAAUGGGAAUUUUUUUUUAAUGGAAUUUAGUACAAAGGCUGUAAACUGACAAGGUGUGCAAUCUUAAACCAGGACUAUGGAAAGCAUUUGAAAGAGGUAUUUCACAAAGCACAUUAAAAUAAAUGAAGGAUCAGUCUUCAAAGUAGUAAAACAGUUGUCUUCUUUGCAAAUCUCAUGUAGCUUCUUCAGAAGCUCUUCCCAGUUGUCUGCAUGCUCAUACACAGAACAUUUUUGCUGAGACACCUGCAUGUGGAGUAAGCAAAGACUGCUUUCAAACCAGUUGCAUGUGCCUUGCAAAGGACCUGAUUACUUUAAUGCUUUGAAGCAAAAUGCUGUUUAUGCUAAAGUACUCUGCAAACAACCUCUUUUGAACACCUUAUAACAUCUCUUUCUGAAACUAGAGAGAAUCUAUAAAGCAAGUUUUAAUGACACUAAAAAUGAGAACAAGAAAACUACUACUUUUUAUUUGUGCACAUUGUAAAUGUAUUUAAAUAUACUUUAUGAUAAUGUAUUGCAUUUCAUAUUUUUAAAUAUUAAACUAUUAUUUUUAACUUUUUUUCUUCCAAUUGUCAAUUUGAUGCAUGAGAGCAAAUGAAAAUAGUAUUUGACAUUUGAAACAACACGUACCUGCAGUAUGGAGAUAAUGCACUAUACCAGUGUUUCUCAAUUCUGGGAACUCUGGGAGUUGGAGUCUACACAUAUGCAAGCUGCCAAUGUCUAUUCUGUUAUUAAGAGUAAAUGCCGAUGAAACCUAUGGCAUUUACAAGAUAGGAAAGUUCUAGAUUGUAUAGUUAAAUGAAUGGGUUUAUAUAUUAUAGUAAAAUACUGUAAGACCAUUUUUAAUAGUUUCCUGUUUUGUUGCAUAGGUCAGUUGUAUUUACACGCAAUGCUAGACUACAAUCCAUGGUUUACAAACUACAGUGGUUGUGUUCAUGCAAUGUGUACAAAACUAUUUUUUCUAGCUGUAAAUUCAAUAUCUUUUAAUAUUAAGAGACGGUAUCAAAGUGAUCAAUUGAUAAUCCCACAGUUGUCAUCUGAUCUAAAUAAAUGGUAAUGUUUUGUGGCAGUAGCAUGUGACAUGAUAAAUGUAUAUUGUAGAAGGAGCUCUGAAUUUGUCCUGAAUAUGCCAACUUUUUUAUUUAUUGCAUUUCAAUCUUGUCGUUCUUCAUGCCUUAAUUAUCUCCUGAUUAGACUAUUCUAAAACCCUCUUCAUAGGAUUGCUCUUGAAAAGCAUUCAGAAGCUUCAUCUGGUUUAGAAUUUGGCAUGAGCCCGCAAGUUCCUGGGUGUAAUUCAAGAUGUGGUUGUCACCUUCAAAGCCCCCUAGAUGGCCUGGGACUGUAUUUGCAGGUCUGCCUAUCCCCAAUGGUUUCUGCCUAUGUUACCGGAUGUGGCAGAUUGAGCAUACUCUGGCGCUAGAUGAGGUAAUGGUGAAUUGGCCUUACAAGUGUGAUUAAUUAAUAAAAAUAAUCGAUAAACACUUUAUUAAAAUGAGAAGCUAUUGAAUGGAAAACAGCAAUGAUGCAAAAUAACUAGCAGAAAUAUGCAAAACAUAUGUAAAAUUCUGGGAAUGGAAUAAUGCCCAGAAUACAGGAAUAUUCAGUGUUUCUUUUAGAUCACACCAAUCUAGCUGUUGCUGGGAAGAUCAAUACUGGAUUAAAUCAGAAAAAAGAAAAAUAGAACAUUCCAAUGUUUCCCAAAAUAUUUUUUUGAAGGCUUUAAGAGCAUUUUUCUGUUACACAUCACUAUUUUGCUGAUUAUAAAUUUAGCUAUAUCAUUCUUUAUUAUUGAUUCACUGGUAGACUUUCUCAUUUUGCUGAAAACUAAUCUUGGCCUUACGUGUCUCCUUCUGAAUAGUUGGUUAAUAGUAUCAAGUUAUAUUGUGCAAUCAUUCUAUCUCUUCUUCCAUAACAGAUGUUUAAAUAAAACCCAGAAAGAUAAACUUCACUUUUGCCGCCUCCUUCCAUUUUCUGCAUCGGAAAAGGCAAUUGCAAAAUAACAAUUUCCUCUAAAAGUCUUCUCUUUCAAGACAAUCCAAAAGAGGCACCCACAGACUUGCAUUAGAAGCAGUAAAACAUUGUUUGCUAAUACGUCCCAAACUUAUAUAUUUCUUGAAAGUCACAGUGAAACCCAUGUAUAAAACUACACUUCUGUUUUAAGCUAUUAUAACACUGAUUGUUUUUAAAGAAGGUUAAGACUUUCUUUUUGUCUUUGAUUUUAAAGAGAUGUAGUUCCAGAAGGAUUGAAGAAGCAGUCAUCCAAAUAAAUGCCAAUAAUUUAAUAAAUAAAUAAAGCUGAAGUAGAUGUG